Dicrocoelium dendriticum is the source of this 4133-nucleotide messenger RNA. The record is from the annotation of a GenBank genome assembly. Lineage: Eukaryota; Metazoa; Platyhelminthes; Trematoda; Plagiorchiida; Dicrocoeliidae.
AGCUUACCCCAGUUAUUCCACUUUACCUCUGGGAGCACUGAGAAUGGCCGUUGAAAAUGACGAUCCAUUUUUCAUGGUAAAAAUAUUUCAAGAGUGCCAAAGAACUUCACUUAGUCACCCACGACUAUUUUUGCAAUUGAGGGAUUAUUUUUCGAAGUCACGAUUCAGUCACUUCUGCGAUGAAUUCUUUGAACUGUGUCGUUACAGUUUGGUCAGUAGCGAGCGAACACCCUGCCGCGAAAGGACUGUGGAUUUCAUCACAAAUUUCGCUCUGUUCUGCGGUAAGACGGAAGACGACGGACCUAUGGACACGUUGAACAAUCGGAUUCUUUUGAAGUUAUUCCUUUUCUGUAUGAAAUAUAACGAGUGUCCCAGUCCGGCCGUGCGCUUCCGCUGUACGCAAAUUAUCCACAAGUUGCUCGAGGGAAUCGGUGAUAACGGAGCCAUUCCAGACGAUUUGUAUCGUAGCCUGCAAGACAUUCUUUUGCGUCGCGUGCAAGAUGUGAAAUCGGUUGUUCGAGUUCAAGCGGUUCAGGCACUCGCCCGCAUGCAAGAUCCAACAUUAGCAGAUUGUCCUGCAGUAGAGGCUUUCGUCUGGUUGACUCGACAUGAUCCAACCGUCGAGGUUCGUCGCGCUGCUCUUGCUGCUAUGGUCCUCACAACAAAAACGCUUCCCGUCAUCAUCGAGAGAUGUCGUGACGUUUCAGAUAGUGUACGUCGUACGGCCUACAAGAUUUUGGCUGCUCGGAGCGUGCUUCGACCUUUGUCGAUCGCGAGACGUAUUCGAAUACUGCAAGAUGGUCUGACAGAUCGUUCGGUGGAAGUCAAACAGGCUGCCCAGGAGUUGGUACUUUCUUGGUUCAGGGCAACAGACAAAGAUCCUAUUCAUCUUCUCCGACGAUUAGACACCGAAGGAGUUCCGGAAACCAGUCAAUUGCUUUUGGGAAAUUUAUUCACUGUCUUGCCGGUUGCAGAGUUUCAAACAAUGAUCAAAAACUGGAUUGCCACGUACUUGAAUGAAGAACGCAUCCUCAAGCCAGACAUGUACAGUGCCGAAGCAGCUUUCUUCUGGCGAGCAUUGGCCGAAUUCCUUUACAAUCGUCGGACGGACGGAUCCUCGUUGCCCAUCAAUUCUGAAGUUGGCCAACAGGAUCCAGUGAUUGCUGAAGAUGCUGAAGUGGACACUGAUCAAGAAAGCAAUGCCAUAUCAAUUGAAUCCAUUUUGCCAUCCGUUAGUACUUAUGUGGACAUGAUAAAACGCCUCGUGGAUCGCCUUAUUCAGCAAGUGAUUGCGCAUGAGUUUGAUGAAAAGGCAAUGGAACGCGAGUGUGUGGUGGAACAAGUUCUUCGUUUGGCCGAUUACAUCGACUUGAGUGAUGAGUUUGGCCGACGCAAACUAGGUGCCCUUAUUCAUGACUGGAUAACGAGUCCAGUGGUCACGAAUACCCUCUCUCCACAUCUUCUCAGAGUUCAUGGAUUACUCGAGCCAAAUCUGCGCAAACGGAUUAACGGCGUCAUCGAGAUGAUCAGCGAGUUAUGCGAUCCGGUUGAUGUGCCGGCAGCUUCAACAAACACAACGUGUACACAACCCAUUAUGGAUGGCGGUGCUAGUUGUUCACUGCCCCCCGUCACGUUGUUACCCGACGAACAGAAGUCGCCAGCUGCAAUCAGCAAAGACGAAGAGCGCGCUCUCCGACUUAAGAUUGCGAAGCUGGAAGUUCGUAUGAAUGAGCUCAAUGAGUCCUUACACAACUGCGUACUGCGCAAGGAUUUUGAAAAGGCCACUGAUCUGCGUGAUGAGUGCGCUCAAUUGGAAGCUGAGCGUUCCGCGUUGUUGCAUAAGCUUCGCGGUACCAACGUGGCUUUAAUGCCGGCUCCUGUGCCGCCCGGUGCAGCAGGUGACAGCAUUGCUGAUAUCAAAUCAGACACACCAGAGAAUCGAAUUUCCUCCGAAGAUGAAAAAGAGGCCGAUGAUGAGCCCCAUGGACUACUAGAUCGCUGCUCGGCAUCAGUUCUUUUGAAGGCUAACCGUCUGGCCUCUCUCAUCAUUCAACAAUCUCCGACCUUGUGGAGACUACCCGCAUCACUCCGCUCUCUAUUGGAUAGUCUGGUUUUCCCGAGCAUUCAGCAUGAAGAUCCUUCGGUGCGCAACCAGGCAAUUCUCACGUUAGGUCUGUGUUGCUCCAUGGAUCUACCCCUGGCUUUGCAAUACUUGCCGCUCUUCUAUUCGGCCAUGCGGGUUGAUCAUGUGAUGAUAAGCGAGACGGCGCUGAAAUGCAUCGUGGAUUGCUUGGUCAUAUUUGGCUUCCGACCGUUUCAUGACAACAAAGUCCAUCCGAACACACGUAUCACUCCGAUGGACGAAGGUACCGAAAUGAGCGGCGAGACAGAAGAGGAAGAAAGCGAUGUGUCCGAUGCAUCUGCCUAUGUGGUUCUGAAUCGCCAUACUGAACCAGGAGCCAAUGGAUCCACUACCACGAUGACCACUUUAACUCGUCGUGAAGAGAUGUCAAAGACCGCUGCGCGUCUACUGAAGCCCAUAGUGGCCCUACUGGAUGGCGAGGACGACGAUCUGCGCGCAACCAGCGCCCUUGGUCUAGCGAAGCUACUCAUCUACGAUCGGUUUGUCUCCGGUCUAGUGCUCAGCAAACUUGUCUUACUGUGGUUCAAUCCGCUUACUGAAGAUCGUCCAGCCAUUCGUCGUGGCCUAGCAUGCUUCUUCACGGACUACGCUUGCGGGACAUUGUCAUCCGACGGUUCUUCCGUUCACUUUGAACAUCAAUGUGCUUUGGCCGAUGCUGUUCUGCCUACACUUACUGCACUAAUCCGUGCACCCGCAUCAUCUCCAUUGUCCGAAAUUGAAGCGGCCGAUGUCGCCGCCCUACUUGCCCACUUGACUGACAAGACUUUACUCACAGCCAAGGAGGAUGUGGCCGCUGUCUCUGCCGGGUCUCUGAAUCGCGACGGACCCGGCGAACCCCAAAAUCCUACAACUGGAUCGGACACAUUUAAAGACAAUCCACAUCAUGACAAGCUGGCCCUCCAGUUAUCCACAGAGAUUCUCAAGGCACCCCAGUCUGCAGAAGCGAGACUCUAUCUUCGGAUGUUAUGUCAUUUACGCCCCUCGAUGAGCAAUGUGAAGGUCCACACUGAACUUUUCCUGCUCAGUGAGGCAAUGCUCAAGUACUCCGAUCGGUCAACCACACUGCUUCUGCAUCGCUUUCGGAAGAUUGUUAAUCAGAAUUUGGAACGCUUACAUCUGGAUCCGCAUACUUUGCUUGCCGAGGCAAAACGGAGCGCCGAGGCGGCGACUUCUUCGAUCUCCGUCAUUGUUGAACACUGCCGCCAUUCAUCUAGUUCUGGAGAGGGGGACAGCACACUUUUGGCUUCGUGUCACAAGACUUUGGAUCCAGAUCAUCCAACCUUACUUGGAUCCGCUCGAGUCAAUAUGCACCUGCUCACUUCCAAUGCACAUCCGUCGCAUAGCGUUGGGCCUAGCCAGCUACAUGCGAACCAGUCAUCUCGAGCAGCGAUGGGUCUCUCUUUAUUGGAUAAAUCGUUACGGCCUACCCAUGUAUUGAGGUUUUCUGAGUCUGAGGAUUCUGAUCAAGACGAGUCGUGUGAGCCUGUCGCUGGUUCUCGCCGUUUGUCUACUAGAUCAUUCUCCGCUUCAAAGAGCAAGAAGAGCAACAUUCGUGUAUGCAGUCCAUCACUUUCCACCGCUGACUUCCAGGAAGCCGAAAUCGAUUCACACGAAACCGAUGUAGAAAGUAAAACCGAAGAAGAGAACAAAGAGAACAGUGCUGUUCAGCGAACAAGACGAAAGCAUAAAACCAAAGCCAUUAGAUAACAUGUUUAUAGAUUAUAUGAAUUAACACUAGGAUAACUGCACGCCGUCAUCUAUUAAGAACGCAUUGACCACAUCCAUCAUUCAUGUUUCUGCGUCUACUAUUUUUCUGCUGUCAUAUUUUUAUUCCAAAAUGUACGUUCUCUAACUCCAUCUUCAUUACCGAAUGUUCAUGCUUUACCGCGUCAUAAAGCCCUAGUCUCACGAGAAAUUGUACACUUUCAGGUUUUUUGAGGCUUUACCGGUGUUGCACGUGUUUACAUUUAAUGUAUUUAGUCGUCUUAGA